ACUAUCCAUAAAUACCCCCAAAACCACAACAAACCCAUCUUCACUCUCUCCUCACUCCUAUAGCCACCCACAAGAACAUUACAAAGAACCUCCCAAAGAAUCCCCAAUUCACUCCCGAGGGAAAUGCCGAUUAUAAACCGGAGCAAGCUGACACAAACGACUAUGAUAAAGCAAAUCUUGAAGAGAUGUGCGAGUUUGGGGAAAAAACAGAGCAGUGAGUAUAACGAAGAAAAUGAACAUGAUGGAGACUCUCUUCCUCAGGAUGUUCCCAAAGGUCACUUCGUUGUCUACGUAGGAGGGAAUCGGGUCAGGUACGUCUUACCCAUUUCGUUUUUGACCCGAGCCGAGUUUCAGCUUCUUCUACAACAAGCUGAGGAAGAGUUUGGUUUCGACCACAAUAUGGGUCUCACUAUCCCUUGUGAGGAAGUAGCUUUCAAAUCUCUCAUCACUUCUAUGCUUCAAUCAACAUAUAUUUAGGGUUUUUAUUUUAGUAAUGAUUAUCUUAUUUUGGUAAUGACGAUCUGUUUUAGCCUAUUUUUAACUUUUAGAUGAUUUUGGGGUACAAUUGGGUUAGUGUUUCAAUUAGAACAAGACUAACUCUAGAGAUACCUCUAAGAGUGAUCUAUUAAACCAUUUUUAGUUAUUAUCGUAGACUUGUAGGGAGGAAUAAAACAUUACUCUGAUAAUUUUUCUCGUUGUGGUGGUGUGAUUAUAUGUAGAACCCAUUGAGGGACUAUUAUUAUAUCAGUGAAUGCUAUUUUUCUUCUUAAUUAUAAUUUUGUUUUUGCUCCAUUUUCUAUGUAAAUAUUUUUGCAUGAUUUUCCCAUUUAAAGAAUCUAAUAUAAUGUAUAUUAGCAUAUUGUUAACAAAAAAAGAA
This is a messenger RNA of Camelina sativa (false flax), 877 nucleotides long. RefSeq names its product protein SMALL AUXIN UP-REGULATED RNA 54. Gene Ontology annotation, biological process: response to auxin. The record is from RefSeq and is a predicted model, not a curated record. NCBI's taxonomy places the organism in Eukaryota, Viridiplantae, Streptophyta, Magnoliopsida, Brassicales, Brassicaceae.